AUGGAUAAGACUUGCGCCGAAACCCAUGCGGCGCUGCAGCGAUUUAUCGCAUCCCAGAAAGCCUUCCUCGAGCGCACCCAGUCCGACAUAGACCGUUUGAAGAGGCUCAAGGCCGAAGCAGCCGUCGAUCCUGAUCGAUUUUGCUCAAAUAUCAGCAAUAAUCUGAAUGACUCUGCCUACAAGCUUAGCAAGCGGCUGGAAGGCUGGACGGACCCCCCAGACGUCGACUGGGAUACCUUUGUUGGUUGUGAUCCCAGUGCGCUGAAGGCCCUCGGUUCUGAUGCGCGCUCAUCGUAUGCCAACCGUAAUCAGCCUCAUACUUCUCAACGCUCCGAGUUGUCCGAACUCCAAAAGCUUGUCAAACGAGCAAAAUGCCAGAUACUUGACCCCGUUGUCGACAAGCUCACUUCGCAGGGGUGUUUCGACAGAGACGAGGACGACGAGAUCGACAUGGAAGAAAUGAAGCGUGAGAUCGAGCGUGAACGGAUGAUGCGCCUGAAGAAGAAGAAGAUUCGCUGCGGAGGUCUCACGAUCUCAAUCAGUGCUCGAGUGCCCACAGAUGUUGUCGUUCGAAAGGACUUGGAGGACGAAAGCGGCGAUGUGGAAAUAUCUAUCGGGGAUGAUCGCAAGGCUUGCGACCCUGCAUCAUCUUUGCAGUCUGCUGUCGACGACAUUCCAUCGAUUUCUCACACAUCAUCCGCACCACCUUUUGUCACCAGUUCUUCCAACAUAGUCAAGGCGACACGUGUCCGACGUGCCCCAGCGAGAACACAGGAACAAGACGCAGGCCUGAAUGACACUAGGCCGCUAAAGAAGGCGAAGCUGAAGGCAGAACCUGAAGAGCCUCUCACCAUAGCUCCCACUACUGCUGCGAAUACGAAGCGCUCGCGUGAUGCUAGCCGGCCCAAGUCAGAAACCUACAAACAGGCUUGGUCGACAUCUGAACAACACCUGCUUGAAAAGCUUCUUGAAGACAUACCAGACGGCGAAAAGAAUAGGUGGCAGAAAAUUUCCCAAGCAAUGGACGGACGUAGAACACCUCGUCAGGUAGCUAGUCGGGUUCAGAAGUAUUUUGAGAAGUUGAAACGAUUCGGUGUUGGAUUGAACGGCUCAUAA
Messenger RNA from Pleurotus ostreatus (oyster mushroom), 1116 nucleotides. RefSeq lists its product as uncharacterized. NCBI's taxonomy places the organism in Eukaryota, Fungi, Basidiomycota, Agaricomycetes, Agaricales, Pleurotaceae. The record is from RefSeq and is a predicted model, not a curated record. Bases 1 to 1116 code for a protein of 371 amino acids. The transcript is spliced from 5 exons.